Messenger RNA from Cavia porcellus (domestic guinea pig), 4093 nucleotides. RefSeq names its product tubulin tyrosine ligase like 8 (gene Ttll8). Gene Ontology annotation, biological process: cilium movement; protein polyglycylation; cilium assembly. The transcript is spliced from 14 exons. The record is from RefSeq and is a predicted model, not a curated record. Gene Ontology annotation, cellular component: microtubule cytoskeleton; axoneme. Lineage: Eukaryota; Metazoa; Chordata; Mammalia; Rodentia; Caviidae. The coding region runs from base 528 to 3257 and encodes 909 amino acids. Gene Ontology annotation, molecular function: protein-glycine ligase activity, initiating.
AGGGGAGGCUGCCACGAGCACCCACUUGGGGCAGCGUCCCAGAUCAAAGCAGAGGGGCACUGGGCUUCAGGAGUCACCAGUGUGGGAUGGGUGGGCUUUCCUGUGUGCCAGGUGGAGAUGGGGGCACACAGGAAAGGAGCUAGCUGAGGCUGGAGGCUCCUGGGGACCAAGUCACACGUGACUAAAGACCUGGGUGCCUUUGGGACCCUGGGGGGGGCAGUGGAGUCUCCCAGGGUGACCCCAGGGUGCCAAGGCCACUCCAGGUUCCUGUGGGACAGGCCAUUGCUUCCAUCCCACUGCACCCCUACCUGUGAGGGGCAGCCCUGACCAACAAGGAACACAAGGAGCUCAGCCAGGGAGUAAGGGCUGGGGGCUCCACCCCCACCCCACCCCCAUGGAGGAAGGGGCGUGGCUGUGACAGGGAGGGGCGGGUGUGACCCCUCUUUGUGACUCUGGGACUGUAUGACCCAACAGCGGCCACCCAGCCCCGCCUGCGCAGUCCUGGCCCCUCAGCCCGUUCUCCACUCAUGGCCCGAGUGCUCCUGCGCCCCGGCCUCUGCGCCCAGGACCGCAGCCCUGGACCCAGAGCCCGACUUGGAACUGGACCAGGACCUCGACCCGAACCCAGAUCCAGACCCCGACCCCGACCCGAACCUCACGCCCAGGAUCGCAGCUCAGGGCCCAGACUCCGACUUGGAACCAGACUCAGAACCAGAACCGGGCCUGGAUUAGAAUCCCGACCUGGACACUCACCUGAACUGAGGCCCUCACCAACCUUGCUUCCUGUGAACCACCACACCCCGCCCCACCGCCCACGCAGCCCCACGCCUAGGGCCAGCUCCCGCACUGUCACCAAGGGCCACCGCAGACCAAGGGGGUCCUGUGGCAGGAGGAACAAGCUGACCAGGACCGGCAUGGAGCUGGUAGAGAGGACACGGCUGUCAUCCAGCUCCCCAGAUGGAGGUGGCGGAGGGGAAAAAUUAAAACAAGGGAUUUCUCGAGAUUCGGCUUCUUCCCCUAAAAUAGACAGAUUCAAAAUGGCCAGACAGUUAACGGAAAAGGCCGUCAAGGAGAAGAAGAUCUUCGCCAUCUGUGGACACUACCCGGUGAUCCGAGCCACUCUGCGGAGGAAGGGCUGGGUGGAAAAGAAAUCCCACUUCCUGACCAAGGUUCUCCUGGGCCCCGAGGACCGAGACGAGGGGGUCACUGAUAAUAAACACGAUGAGGUCCAGGAAGAACAGGAAGUGGCCUCAGGGAAAGCAGAAGACAUCCACGAUGUGAUGUCUAGGUUGGUAAAGCACGAGACACCGUACUUCCUCUGGACUAUCAAAAGGGAUGUCGUGGAUUAUCACAACCUGAACUCUGACCAGAUGCUGAACCACUACGGGAAGACGGGGUCCUUCACCACCAAGAUCGGGCUGUGCGUGAACAUGCGGAGCCUGCCGUGGUUCGUCCAGGCGAACCCCGACGCCUUCUUCCCACGCUGCUACAGCCUCUGCACAGAGAGUGAAAAGCAGGAGUUCGUGGAUGAUUUCCGGCGCACCAUGGCCUCCAGCAUCCUUAAGUGGGUCGUCAACCACCAUAGCUGCCCCAGAAGCAAGACCAGGAGCUGGAAGGAGGAGGCCAGGCCUGAUGAAGAGGAUGGCAGGACAGAUCUGGAGGGUGCUGGCGAGAAGUGCAGAAGCCUCCCAGGACAACUGGUGGACACAGCCUGCAGGGUGUGCCAGGCCUACCUGGGGCAGAGGGAGCAUGAGGACAUCGACGGGCGGGGGAGCAGUGUGGAUGGCCUGUCCGAGGCGGAGUGGAGCAACCUGACCCAGCAGUACUACGCCCUGGCCCGUGGCGAGGCUUUCAUCUCCAGUUCAAGAAAUUACUUUUCGCAGUGCCAGGCUUUGCUGAAUAAAAUUAAGUCCGUGAACCCCCAGACAGAGAUCGAUGGCCUGCGGAACAUCUGGAUUAUAAAGCCCGCAGCCAAGUCCCGGGGCCGAGACAUAGUGUGCAUGGACCGUGUGGAGGACAUCCUGGCGCUGGUGGCUGCUGACCGUCCACCCUCCCGGGACAACAGGUGGGUGGUGCAGAAGUACAUUGAGACACCGCUGCUGAUCUACGACACCAAGUUCGACAUCAGGCAGUGGUUCCUGGUCACUGACUGGAACCCCCUAACCAUCUGGUUCUACAAGGAGAGCUACCUUCGCUUCUCCACACAGCGCUUCUCCCUGGACUGCCUGGACAGUGCCAUCCACCUGUGUAACAACGCCAUCCAAAAGCACCUACAGAACGACAAGGGCCGCAACCCGAUGCUGCCCGGCCACAACAUGUGGAGCAGCGCGCGGUUCCAGGAGUACCUGCAGGGCCGGGGCCGCGGGGCCGUGUGGGGCAGCCUCAUCUACCCAUCCAUGAAAAGGGCCAUCACCCACGCCAUGAAGAUGGCCCAGGGCCACGUGGAGGCUCGACGGAACAGCUUCGAGCUCUAUGGCGCUGACUUCGUGCUGGGCCGGGACUUUAGGCCCUGGCUGAUCGAGAUCAACUCCAGCCCCACCAUGCACCCAUCCACGCCUGUCACAGCCCAGCUGUGUGCCCAGGUACAGGAGGACACCAUCAAGGUCGUGGUGGACCGCAGGCUUGACCGCAACUGCGACAUCGGCAACUUUGAGCUUCUGUGGCGGCAGCCUGCCGUGGAGCUGCCGCCUUUCAGUGUGUCUGACCUCUGCGUGGAAGGUGUCAGCAUGAGGAGGGCCAAGAGACAGAUACCCCCCAUUCCCACCAUCGACAUCUUAGCAUCGCUCCCAGAGGCUCAGCUGCUUAAAGUGCCGCACCCCUCAGCCUUACUGGACCUGGCAGGCGGGCCCCAUUGCGCUCCCAUGCUUCGGGACAGGACCCUGGGGGACAGGAAGGUGUCUGUGUCCCUGUGGCCUCCUACAGCUGAGACAGGCUGUGGGGCGAGGCUGGUGCGCCCCGCCUGCAGCUGGCAGCCCAUGGACUCUGCAGGCCUGAGGAGAGUCUUGGUCAAUGCCCUGUCUACACAACAUGUGGACCUGGAUUCACCCAGGGUGCAGCCCCUAGCACUCAUGCCCCGGAGCCUGAGGACAGGGGCAGGCGCUCCUAGUGGGCUGCCCCCAGCACCAGGUCGCCGGAACAAUGCCACCCCAUGCCUUGUGUGUCGCUGCUCACCCAGCCUGAGGCCCUGCAAGCGCUGUGGCUCCUUCUCCGCCUCCAUCCUGCAGGGCUCCUGCUUCGUGCGGCUCAGGACUCCAUGACGAGGGCCUCGCCGGGACCGUCAAGAACCUUCGGCCCGCGGCAGCUACUAGUAGAUGCAGGCCGUGUAUCCAGAGCUAUUUUAGAGAAAUUGCGCAGUCUAUGCCGUGGUGUUCCGUAGGGCACGCGUCCCAGUCCCUGCCCUGGCCCUGGUCUGCUGUGCCAUUUUCUUGUCCUUGUCCGUGGUCCCUGUCGCUGUCCCUCUCCGGGACACCAAACCCAGGAUAAGCCAUCCAUACUGGUGGCUGCCCUGGCCUGGCCCUGGCCCCAGCAGUCCUCGAAGAACCUUGGCUCACCUAUGUGUGUACACGUCUGGCAAAUCUGGCUGUGUUGAUCCUGGCUCCUUACCGCUUGGGUUGGAGGGAAAAGGGGAACCCCAAGGUGGACUCCUUGGUUCCAUGCCUGCUAGACCCCUGGCCGUGAUGGUCAGUGGGUCAGGCAGGCAGGGUCCACCUGGAGACUCCGGUGUGGGCAGAGCCCUAGGCCUGUCUGGCCUUGGGUGUCCUGUGGCCGGCACCAGCCCUGGACAGGGCAUCUUCAGGGUGACCAAGGCCCUAGGGAAGCUGUGGUGGCUGGAGAGUGUCCCUGGGAGUUCACGUGUGCACACUGGUCCUGAAGGCAAGGUGGAGGGUGGGAUCCCACAGGGCCUAUAAAGGAUGGAUCCUUCCCUGUCACUGCGCCAACUCUGAGGGGCCCUUGAAUGCUGCCCACUGUGGCCAUGUGACACCCUCUGCAGCCCUGACACAGCUCAGAGGCCACCAGGCGCUCAGGUGUUUGCCCAUGCUCCAGCCUCCCAGCCCCCAGAACCUCGAGCCAAAUAAACCUCUGUUCUUUGUAA